Cucumis sativus (cucumber) is the source of this 1955-nucleotide messenger RNA. RefSeq names its product protein GRAVITROPIC IN THE LIGHT 1. Bases 265 to 1665 code for a protein of 466 amino acids. NCBI's taxonomy places the organism in Eukaryota, Viridiplantae, Streptophyta, Magnoliopsida, Cucurbitales, Cucurbitaceae. The transcript is spliced from 3 exons. Gene Ontology annotation, biological process: negative gravitropism; response to red or far red light. The record is from RefSeq and is a predicted model, not a curated record.
UUCGAAAAGACCAUUUUGUGGGAACCCUGUCCUCGUUGGACUUUUCCCCCUUCUUUCUUCUUCUCCCAUUUCUAUAAUCUGUGUAUUUCCUAUUUGUUUAGGGGCAAACGACGUGUCGGAUUCACCUAUCUCCGACGACCAUACAUUCACUAGAGGAAGAGUAGGCAAAAAAGGAGGCUCUGUGUUUCUCUCUGGAUUACGGUGUGGUUUCGAUUAAGAGAUAUCGAAACGAGGGGUGGAGAUUUUGUGGAAUUUAAUUAAGAGAUGGAUUCGGUAAAGCCGUCUGCUGUAUCUUCGAAGAAGAGCAAGCUCGCUCGUACUUUUGCGAAAGUUCUUCACAUUCGAAUGUUGAGUGGAGUUUCAGCAGUCGAUGGAGUCGAGAAAGGUAAACGGAUGCCGGUGGUUAAGAAUAAUGGUGUAGCGGAUAGUGAAUCGGAUUCGUUUGAUUGCAGUGAUGAAGAUCAGCAAGAGAGAGGUGCAAUGGAAGCAUUCCUUGCAAAAUUGUUUGCUAAUAUUACAGCUUUGAAAGCUGCUUAUGCUCAAUUACAGUAUGCACAAUGUCCGUUUGAUGUUGAUGGGAUCCAACUUGCGGAUCGAAGUAUCGUGUCGGAGUUGAAGAGUUUGUCUGAACUUAAACGAUGUUUUGUUAAGAAGCAGUUUGAUCUUCUUCUGCCCGAGACUGCAAUGUUGUCAGCGGAACUUGUCGAGCAAAAGAGUGUUGUGAAACUGUAUGAAAUUUCAGUGAAGAAGCUGAACUCUCAGGUGAGACUUAAGGACUCUGAGAUUAUAUUUCUCAAGGAGAAGUUGGAGGAAGCGAAGAGCAACACUAAGGUUCUAGAGAAGAGGAUGAAUCAAAGCGGACCACUCGAAAACCUUCAGCUUUCUGCUAUAAACUCGAAUCACAUGGCUCGAGUCCUUCGUCAUACGGUUAAAACCAUUAGAAGUUUUGUCCAAUUGUUGAUUGAUGAGAUGAAAUGCUGUGGUUGGGAUAUUGGUGAAGCUGCCUCUGCAAUCGAACCACACAUAGUUUACUUCAAAGAAGAGCAUAAAUGUUACGCUUUCGAGGCGUUCGUAUGCCGAGUAAUGUUUGAGGGCUUCCAUUUCCCCAACUUUGCUCUUCCAAACGAGUCCCUACCACCCGACAAGAAUCAGCAGAAGAAGCUAUACUUGAGGAGGUUUGCCGAAACAAAAUCAUUAAAAUCCAAAGAGCUCAUUGGACAUGGCCAGAAGCCCAAUUCGACAUUCGCCAAAUUCUGCCGUGUCAAGUAUUUGCAGCUAAUACACCCUAAAAUGGAGUCGUCGUUGUUCGGGAACUUGAACCAAAGAAGCCUAGUGAGUGCAGGUAAAAUCCCAGAGACUGCAUUCUUUGCCACAUUUGCAGACAUGGCUAGAUGGGUGUGGCUUCUCCAUUGCUUAGCCUUCUCCUUUGAACCGGAGGCAUCAAUCUUUCAAGUAAACAAAGGAUGUCGAUUCACCGACGUGUACAUGAAAGCUGUAACGGAAGAAAUCUUCUUCCUUUCCACACAACCCGACCUUGGAGUGGCAUUCACCGUCGUACCCGGAUUCUUCAUUGGUAAAACUAUAAUACAAUGCCAAGUUUACCUAUCUCAAUCACAACAACAACAUCAUCAUCAUCAUAACCCUGUCCAGACAAAACAAAGGUAAGUUUAUGAAGAAAAAAAAAGAGGGAAUUCUUCUUCUUACAGAUUUGUUAAAAUUACAAGAUCUGGUGGGAUCAAAAAAAGAAGUAAAAAACUUGAAACCAGAUUGUUCUUUGGGGACAACACAAUCUUAAAUGCUAUAUUGUUUUGCUAUGCUAAAGAACAGCAAGAUGCAAGACCUUCAAUUUUUUUGCCCUCAGUUUUGUUAAACUAUUUUGCAUCUUGGUUUUUUUUUCUUUUUUUUCUUUUUUUGUAUAUAAUAUAUAAAGAAAAGAAAAUUGUCAUUUGUUUGUA